GGGGUGGGCGGUGCGGGGCGGCGGGCGCACGGCGCGGGGCUGGGCGCACGUCGAGGGCUGCGGCCACCGCUCAGGGCACGGCCACCGGCUGCGGGCCGCGAUCAAGGUGGCCACACAGAGGUCGCGCUGUCGGGAGGGCUGAGCCACAGGGCCUGCAAAGAUGCUAGCUGUCCCGGAGCUGGGCGUGCAGGGACUGUACAUCGGCUCCAGCCCAGAGCGGUCCCCCGUUCCCAGCCCACCCGGCUCCCCAAGGACCCAGGAGAGCUGUGGCAUUGCCCCUCUCACACCCUCGCAGUCUCCAAAGCCUGAGGCCCGAGCCCCUCAGCAGGCCCCAUUCUCCGUGGUAGUGGCCAUCGACUUCGGCACCACAUCCAGUGGCUAUGCCUUCAGCUUUGCCAGUGACCCCGAGGCCAUCCACAUGAUGAGGAAAUGGGAGGGCGGGGACCCAGGUGUGGCCCACCAGAAGACGCCCACCUGCCUGCUGCUGACUCCGGAGGGCGCCUUUCACAGCUUUGGCUACACCGCCCGCGAUUACUACCACGAUCUAGACCCUGAGGAGGCGCGGGACUGGCUCUACUUCGAGAAGUUCAAGAUGAAAAUCCACAGCGCCACUGAUCUCACCUUGAAGACCCAGCUGGAGGCAGUAAAUGGAAAGAAAAUGCCUGCCCUGGAGGUGUUCGCCCAUGCCCUGCGCUUCUUCAAGGAGCAUGCGCUUCAGGAGCUGAGGGAGCAAUGCCCAUCGCUGCCAGAAAAGGACACUGUGCGCUGGGUAUUGACGGUGCCUGCCAUCUGGAAACAGCCCGCCAAACAGUUCAUGCGGGAGGCUGCCUACCUGGCUGGCCUGGUGUCUAGAGCGAAUGCAGAGCAACUACUCAUCGCCCUGGAGCCUGAGGCCGCCUCUGUCUACUGCCGCAAGCUGCGUCUGCACCAGCUCCUAGACCUGAGCAGCAGGGCCCCAGGCAGGGGGCGCCUGGGUGGGCGCCGCUCCAUUGACUCCAGCUUCCGGCAAGCCCGUGAGCAGCUGCGAAAGUCCCGCCACAGCCGCACGUUCCUGGUGGAGUCCGGGGUCGGAGAGUUGUGGGCAGAGAUGCAAGCAGGAGACCGCUACGUGGUGGCCGACUGUGGCGGGGGCACAGUAGACUUGACGGUGCACCAGCUGGAACAGCCCCAUGGCACCCUCAAGGAACUCUACAAGGCGUCUGGCGGCCCCUAUGGCGCGGUGGGCGUGGAUCUGGCCUUCGAGCAGCUUCUGGGCCGCAUCUUCGGUGAGGACUUCAUUGCCACCUUCAAAAGGCAACGGCCAGCAGCCUGGGUGGAUCUAACCAUCGCCUUCGAGGCCCGCAAACGCACUGCAGGCCCGCACCGUGCCGGGGCGCUCAACAUCUCACUGCCUUUCUCCUUCAUCGACUUCUACCGCAAACAGCGAGGCCACAACGUGGAGACUGCCCUGCGCAGGAGCAGCGUGAACUUCGUGAAGUGGUCCUCACAGGGGAUGCUCAGGAUGUCUUGCGAGGCCAUGAAUGAGCUCUUUCAGCCCACAGUCAGCGGGAUCAUCCAGCACAUAGAGGCACUGCUGUCUCGGCCGGAGGUACAAGGCGUGAAGCUACUGUUCCUGGUGGGCGGCUUUGCCGAGUCAGCGGUGCUGCAGCACGCGGUGCAGACGGCGCUGGGUCCCCGCGGCCUGCGCGUGGUGGUCCCGCACGACGUGGGCCUCACUAUCCUCAAGGGUGCGGUGCUGUUCGGGCAGGCGCCGGGCGUGGUGCGGGUGCGCCGCUCGCCACUCACAUACGGUGUGGGCGUGCUCAACCGCUUCGUGGCGGGGCGCCAUCCGCCAGACAAGCUGCUGGUCCGAGACGGCCGCCGCUGGUGCACCGACGUCUUCGAGCGCUUCGUGGCGGCCGAGCAGUCGGUAGCCCUGGGCGAAGAGGUGCGGCGCAGCUACUGCCCGGCGCGCCCUGGCCAGCGGCGCGUGCUCAUCAACCUGUACUGCUGCGCCGCUGAGGACGCGAGCUUCAUCACCGACCCCGGGGUGCGCAAGUGCGGCGCACUGAGCCUGGAGCUGGAGCCUGCGCCUGCAGACGGCGGCCCCGACGCCGCGGGCGCGCCCGCCGGCCGCCGUGAGAUCCGUGCCGCCAUGCAAUUUGGCGACACCGAGAUUAAGGUCACUGCUGUCGACGUCAGCACCAAUCGCUCAGUGCGCGCUGCCAUCGACUUUCUUUCCAAUUGAGGGCGCGCUGGCGUGAUGUCAGCCCCACUCUGCCCGUCCCCGCCUUUUGGUCCCGGGCUCUGGGGAGCCGGUAGGGGUGGAAGAUGGGGGAUGGACAAUCGUCCUUGUUCUGAUGUCAGAACCCCUUACCCCUUUCCCUGCCCGGGGAGAUGAGGUCGCAGGUGGGUGGAUAGGGACAGAUCCAGAAACUCUGGCUUUGGGAUUGGGCCCUGGUUCGCUGACUGUAAGGCUGAAGGGCCCUGCCAAGGACUGAGGUCAAGGAGACUCGGCGUACACAGGGAACACGUGACUCGGAAGGCAGCAUGCACCAAAAGAUUGGGCCCUGGCCUGAACUGGGGGUGGGAUGGGAGUGGGGGUGGAGGCAGUUGGGAGGGAGAGGCCAAGCAAGGCCACUACAGGAGGGGCAGUAGCAGGUGGUUUUAAAUGAACUGAAGUAUCUGGGACUGAAGGGCCAGUGCACUGAUUGUGGGCUCAGCCCACACAGGCAGGCGGGCAGAGCAACCCUGUGCCACAGAAAAAUGACUGGAAGCAGACACAAGAGGGACAUGGAUAGUAGGACCUUCCUGGACCUGGUGCUGACCACCCAAGUAUGACUGUUAACUGUAGACAGGGCAGCUGCAGGCUAGUGAGCAUACAGGGUGAAGGCACUUAUGAAGGGAUGUGGGGGUAGCAUGCUGGGGGAUGGGCUUUCCUUCAGGAGAGAUGAUCCACUCAAACCCUAUCCCAGCGACAGAAAGGGGGCAGUAGGGAGGACAGAGAACAAUGAGGACUGGUCUCAACUUAAGUGUGCCAUUAUGCCCGCCCACGACAUGCAACAGCCCUCCCUGCUCAAGAACACUAAGGUGGCAAUAAAGCAUUUAUG
Rhinolophus ferrumequinum (greater horseshoe bat) is the source of this 3089-nucleotide messenger RNA. RefSeq names its product heat shock protein family A (Hsp70) member 12B (gene HSPA12B). The coding region runs from base 161 to 2227 and encodes 688 amino acids. The transcript is spliced from 13 exons. The record is from RefSeq and is a predicted model, not a curated record. NCBI's taxonomy places the organism in Eukaryota, Metazoa, Chordata, Mammalia, Chiroptera, Rhinolophidae.